Molecule: messenger RNA, 1910 nt
Organism: Molossus molossus (Pallas's mastiff bat)
Lineage: Eukaryota; Metazoa; Chordata; Mammalia; Chiroptera; Molossidae
Gene: NPAS1
Product: neuronal PAS domain protein 1
Exons: 11
Coding region: 23-1801 (592 amino acids)
Biological process (GO): regulation of transcription by RNA polymerase II
Molecular function (GO): RNA polymerase II transcription regulatory region sequence-specific DNA binding; DNA-binding transcription factor activity, RNA polymerase II-specific; protein dimerization activity
Source: RefSeq, a predicted model, not a curated record
GCCUGAGCGAGUCCCCACAGAGAUGGCGGCCCCCUAUCCCAGCAGUGGUGGCAGAGGAGAGGUCAAAUGCGGGACAGGUCGUGGUGGCAGCGUCCCGUGGGACUUUCUGCCUGGGGUCAUGGUCAAGGCCCCGCCGGGACCCUGCCUGCAGGCGCAGCGCAAGGAGAAGUCCCGGAACGCGGCGCGCUCGCGGCGCGGGAAGGAGAACCUGGAGUUCUUCGAGCUGGCCAAGCUGCUGCCGCUGCCCGGGGCCAUCUCGAGCCAGCUGGACAAGGCGUCCAUCGUGCGGCUGUGCGUCACCUACCUCCGCCUGCGCCGCUUCGCCGCGCUCGGGACGCCGCCCUGGGGGCUGCGAGCGUCCGGGCCCCCCGCCGGCCUCGCCCCAGGCCGCAGGGGCCCCGUGGCACUGGUCUCCGAAGUCUUCGAGCAGCAGCUGGGAGGACAUAUCUUGCAGUCCCUGGAUGGCUUUGUGUUUGCCUUGAACCAGGAGGGGAAGUUCCUCUACAUCUCGGAGACGGUCUCCAUUUACCUGGGUCUCUCACAGGUGGAGCUGACGGGCAGCAGCGUCUUCGACUACAUCCAUCCCGGAGACCACUCAGAGGUGCUGGAGCAACUGGGACUGCGGACCCGGACCUCCGGGCCCCCCACCCCACCCUCCAUCCCCUCCUCUUCCUCCUCCUCCUCCUCUUCCUCCUCGCUUGCCGAUACCCCUGAGAUCGAAGCCAGCCCCACCGAGGUGCCCCGCUCCUCCGGGGCCCAGGAGCGCUCUUUCUUCAUCCGUAUGAAAUCCACCCUCACCAAGCGGGGUCUGCACGUCAAGGCCUCGGGGUACAAGGUCAUACACGUGACUGGUCGCCUUCGGGCUCGCGCCCUGGGCCUUGUGGCCCUCGGCCACACGUUGCCCCCCGCCCCACUGGCUGAGCUGCCACUACACGGACACAUGAUCGUCUUUCGUCUCAGCCUGGGUCUCACCAUCCUCGCUUGUGAAAGCAGAGUCAGUGACCACAUGGACCUGGGGCCUUCGGAGCUGGUGGGCCGCAGCUGCUACCAGUUUGUCCACGGACAGGAUGCAGCCAGGAUCCGCCAAAGCCACCUGGACCUGCUGGACAAGGGCCAGGUGAUGACUGGGUACUACCGCUGGCUGCAGCGUGCUGGGGGCUUUGUGUGGCUGCAGUCCGUGGCCACCGUGGCUGUGAGCGGGAAGAGCCCUGGGGAGCGCCAUGUGCUGUGGGUCAGCCACGUGCUCAGCCAAGCCGAGGGUGGCCAGACACCUCUGGACGCCUUCCAGCUUCCAGCCAGCGCGGCCCGUGAGGAUGUGUCCAGCCCAGAGCCCGCAGAGCCAGCGCCUCCAGCGCAAGGGAAGCAGGUUGCCCCGCUGGACAAGGACGAGGCCCCCCAGACCCAGGGCAAAUGCAUCAAAGUGGAGCCUGGCCAGGCGGAGACAAAAGACCUGGAGGACAGCGGAGAUGAGGAGCCAGCUGGCCACCCAACCCCGCCGCGGCACGAGUUCACGUCUGUCAUCCGAGCAGGGGCCCUGAAGCAGGACCUCGUGCGGCCAUGGGGCCUGGUGGCUCCUGGGGACACCCCACCUUCCCUGCUCCAUGCAGGCUUCCUGCCCCCCGUCAUGCGGGGCCUGUGCACGCCUAGCACCAUCCGCUAUGGCCCCACGGAGCUGGGCCUCAUGUACCCACAUCUGCAGAGGCUGGGCCCGGGCCCCACCUUCCCGGAGGCCUUCUACCCACCCCUGGGCCUGCCCUACCCAGGGCCCCCAGGCACGAGGGUGCAGCGGAAGGGGGACUGAUCUACCUACAGAGCUGGACCCUGGGGGAUGGGUACAGGUCCCUAAGGGAGCAGGGGCAGGACUCUAAGAAUUAAAGACCUGCUCCCCAUCUGUGGCUCAGUCUCUGGAA